CCUAUAUAUUUAUAUUUUUAUUGAAAACAAAAAACAAAAAAAUUAUUUUUUUUAACGCUAUUACGUGUGUUUGAAUUUAUUUUCCAUUUUUUCGCCGACAUUGUGUUUUUACGCACAUACGAGUGUAUUUUGACAUGCACUUACACUUUCUUUUUUCCUUUCUAGGACGGCUGGAAAAGAACGAUGCAGUUUACGAGGAGUCGAAAUUUUCGUUGUAACUCUUUCUUUUUUUACUAUGUUGUACCUCGGUCCCAUAUAGUAAGGAAAGACGACCAGACGCUGCUACACUUAGUAAGCUAUCAGAAGAGUGUUUACCAACGACAAACUCGUUGAGUGUAAACUUCUGGCUGGCCACGUCUUAGGGUCGUCACUGCCCCACUAGGGGGAGAGUGAUCUGUAGCGGUAAAUAAAUCCUCAAAACAAAUAUUUCUAAGUUCUCGACAUUGGAUGCUGACCAUAUAUUUUAGUGGACUCAUCUAGCUGAAGGCGCUCGGUCAUGCAUCCGCACCAGAUCACGUGUGGUAACGCCGUGCUCAACAUCAACCGCAAUCGCUAGCUAGAUUAGAUCAGAGAAUUCCGAUAUAUUGGUUAUCGCCAAAUACACUCUUCCGAUCUCCUCGACUCUGUCUUUUGAUUUCUUUGGGUGGGAACGAAAUACAUUAGAAGGUGUUACUGGUAGAAGCGUUGUCAAACACUGAAUACCUGUCACAUGCUCAAGCUGAACUAAGCGAAAUGGAGAGACACCUGGGUGGAUCUGAUGGUGUUAUGGCACAGAGAACAGAUAAUCACAUGUGAUAUUUGAUUAGCCGGAAAAUAUAAUAAACUGAAAAAGAAAAAAAAAGAAGUGAUUUCCAGUUUAUAAUGACACUCCAUACGUAACAAGUAACUUUUCUACCAAACUGAGAUAAUAGUACAACUUCCAUUGUAAAAGUUGUCAUUUCUGUCAGGUUCAAUACCUAUAGUGUUUGAACAUCAUCCACGCUAAUAACGUAAAAAUAACUACCCAGUAAGCUAAGCCGCUGUCUCACCUUUUUUACACCUUAAAUUCUGGUAUAGCAGGGAUUUCGUGCACCAUUAUAAGGAUAUACGUAACAUAAAGUUCAACCAACCCAGUAGAUGAAGUUCGGAAACCCUAUUACAAUUGUAUGCUUAACUUUGAAACUACUUCACUGGUUCCAACAUGCGCGGGUAGUGAUUUCACGAUCAUUUUGACCAGAUUCUUGUAAUGCAAACAUAGUUGACCUUCCAAGAAAACACCCUACACUAGUAAUGCAGUACAGAUCGAAACACUGAACAGUACAUUUGUUAUUUACACUCUUAUUUUUUCCACUGACCCUACUCACGCUGGUGGUUAUGGUGUAACUCGUAUGGUGAGCCAAGAUCCUACUUAAAAACAACGUCACACACUUAUUCAAUAACGUCGUCCGGCAGCAACCACUUUGUCUAACUAAAUUUCUUGCUCUCACUUGUAAUUCUCCUCCCAACAACAAAAAGCAAAACAACUUUCUAAGCGUGCAAACCACAGUUCACACUUUACAGCAUUAAAUACAGGUUAAGCUACAGAGAUGGCACCCAUGCAAUACAUUUACAUAAAUGGUUCAGUGAAUUAUUAAUUAACAUUAUACGAAGAAAUAAUAACAACAGCAAUAACAAUAAGCUCAGCAUUGAAAUAUACAAUAUGAGGAAUUAACAAAUAACAACAGAAAAUACAUAUUUGAGACUGACCCAAUAACAAAACUGUCACUUUGGCUUUAAAUAUGCACACUUUGUAGACAAAAAUGUUGCAUGGGUGAAACUCUACUUUAUGGACGACCUUUGAACGAAUUUUUAAGUGACCUUGAGAACAUUAGCGAAUCAGAAAAGAGUUAGUAUAAAGUAAAAAUAUAUUAUAAAAAAGUAAUGAAUUACAAUGGAUAUUCUUCUUUUACAUGAUUUAAGAACUUGUUCGAGCAGAUUUUUUUCUCCAACAUAUAGUACAACGACAUACAAUGUCAUCGCGGCAGUCUGCACAUCGUGCUGCGGUCAUUUAAUUGCCGCAGUCACAGACACAGGAACUUCUUAACAGUGCCAUCUGCUGUAGUCUCUCAACGAUCACCUAUUCUCUAAAAUCUGCUGUAAAACGAUCUUUUCUCCAGGGCACAACAUGGUUUUCGGGAAGGCCUAUCUUGCUUGACAAAUCUUCUCAUUGCACGAGAAGAGUGGGCUGCGGCAAAGGAUCGGAAUGCUCCUGUGGAUGUAAUUUUCAUAGAUCUAAGUAAAGCCUUUGAUAAGGUUUCACACUCUGGUCUUAAAUUCAAACUGAAACGUUUUGGAAUCCAUAACACAGUCGUCGAUUGGAUAAGUAACUUUCUCCAUGACAGGAGACAAAGGGUAAGGGUUAAUGGGGCUCUCUCCUCGUGGGUACCUGUAAAAUGUGGGGUUCCCCAAGGCACAAUCCUAGGUCCUCUUCUCUUUUUACUUUAUGUAAAUGAAUUGCCAACUGUAGCAAAAUCAUCCGUUCUACUCUUCGCUGAUGACAUAAAGAUUUGGAGACCCAUACAUAGUAUGUCGAAUAGAAUAGUAUUACAGGACGAUCUUAGCUCAUUGGUGGCAUGGUUAGACAGGUGGUCACUAGAAGUAAAUCCUAAUAAGAGUGUAGUGAUGCAGUUAAAUAACUCUGAUGAAUCGUAUGACUAUACACUACGUGGAUUCGUGCUACACAAAGCAAGAAACUAUAAAGACUUAGGAGUUAUAUUAAGCAAUGAUCUCAAAACGACUAGUCACUGUAAGGCUGCUGCUGCAAAAGGCUAUAGGGUAUUAUGGUCAAUUCGUAGGUCUUUUCAGUAUUUAGAUGAUGAAAUGUUUGGAUUACUAUACCCGAUUUAUGUGCAACCACAUUUAGAAUACGGGAUUCAAGUAGCGAGUCGUCGAGACUCGCAUCGACGACCAUUCGAAUCAGCAUACGAAGGACCCUUCAAAGUUCUUCAACGUGAAUCUAAGUACUAUAUAGUCGAUAAGAACGAAACAAACGAUAGCAUCAGCAUCGUUCGCUUAAAAGCAGCGUAUUUAGAAGGAAAUCCUAUCUACGUGGAUUUUCCUUCGGUGCAAUCGCACAACACGACUCCUACACUCAUAAUUCCUCAACCGACAACCAACACUAGCGAUGAUACACCGAAUGUGUCUGAUAAUAAACCUAAAACGACGCGUUCUGGAAGAAGAGUAAGAUUUCCAGAACAUUUAAACGACUACUGCACGUAAGGCACUACUCGACAUUUUAUAUUAUCUCGAUUUUUCCUUUUACGAUAUAUAAUAUUUCAAAAAAAAACAAUUUUAGUAUGCCUAUAUAUUUAUAUUUUUAUUGAAAACAAAAAACAAAAAAAUUAUUUUUUUUAACGCUAUUACGUGUGUUUGAAUUUAUUUUCCAUUUUUUCGCCGACAUUGUGUUUUUACGCACAUACGAGUGUAUUUUGACAUGCACUUACACUUUCUUUUUUCCUUUCUAGGACGGCUGGAAAAGAACGAUGCAGUUUACGAGGAGUCGAAAUUUUCGUUGUAACUCUUUCUUUUUUUACUAUGUUGUACCUCGGUCCCAUAUAGUAAGGAAAGACGACCAGACGCUGCUACACUUAGUAAGCUAUCAGAAGAGUGUUUACCAACGACAAACUCGUUGAGUGUAAACUUCUGGCUGGCCACGUCUUAGGGUCGUCACUGCCCCACUAGGGGGAGAGUGAUCUGUAGCGGUAAAUAAAUCCUCAAAACAAAUAUUUCUAAGUUCUCGACAUUGGAUGCUGACCAUAUAUUUUAGUGGACUCAUCUAGCUGAAGGCGCUCGGUCAUGCAUCCGCACCAGAUCACGUGUGGUAACGCCGUGCUCAACAUCAACCGCAAUCGCUAGCUAGAUUAGAUCAGAGAAUUCCGAUAUAUUGGUUAUCGCCAAAUACACUCUUCCGAUC
This is a messenger RNA of Schistosoma haematobium, 3931 nucleotides long. RefSeq lists its product as uncharacterized. Lineage: Eukaryota; Metazoa; Platyhelminthes; Trematoda; Strigeidida; Schistosomatidae. The transcript has a single exon. Bases 2545 to 3237 code for a protein of 230 amino acids. The record is from RefSeq and is a predicted model, not a curated record.